UAUGUCCGCUAAAUUGUUUAGUGUAUUAAAUAGUUCUUCAUUUUGUAUUAUAUUUUCUAUAUUUAUGCCAACAAGGUCCCUUCUCAUUCUUUGUAGUUCUUGAGUAUUUGUUUGUCUUUCGCAAUUAAAUACAUACUAUGUGUUCUGGUGUGCCUAUUUCUCCACAUUCACAAUAUUCAUUGUCUUUUAAGUCUAACAUAAUAAUGGACGAAAUAAUAGAAGCAGUACGUAAAGGUCAUGGUUACAGAACGGGGAACAAGGAAAUCCAAAUAUUAUGUUAUGCAGACGACGCCGCAUUAAUCGCCGAGACAGAAGACGAUCUCCAAAGAUUAACACACAUCUUCAAUACAGCAGCCAAAAAAUACAAUAUGAUAAUAUCAGCAGAAAAACCAAAUGUAUGACAGCAUCUAAAUACCCACUACGAUGUAAAAUCGAAAUUGAUGGGAAAAUAAUAAAGCAGGAAGCAAGGUUUAGAUAUCUGGGAACAGAUAUACUUAACCAGUUAUGGAGAUGUUGAAGAGGAAGUACGACAACAAAGCUUAAAAGCAAGUAAAGCGGCGGGAUCUCUUAAUGACACAAUCUGGAAGAACAAACACCUAACACAAGACACAAAAGUAAGAAUUUAUAAAGCAGUAAUUAUACAUAUAUUGACAUACACGGCGGAGACAAGACCUGACACAUCUAAAACGAGACGACUACUAGAAACAACAGAGAUAAAAAUACUCAGACGAAUAUCAGGGAAAAGUCUGUUGGAUAGGGAAAGAAGCGAAAACAUAAGAUCAUGCAAUCUAGAAGACAUAGAUGGAUGGGUGACAAAACGGAAACAGGAGUGGAACGAACACUUUAGUAGAAUGGCAGAGGAUAGGGUAGUACUAAUAGCACGAGAUAAGUCACUAAAUGAACAAAGAAGUAUUGGCAGACCAAGAAAAAGAUGGUGGGAUAACUUAAACAAUUUAGGAGGCUAAUAUUGAAGAAAAAAUAGGCUUUAAAGCCUACAUACAAGAAGGAAGUAGAAGAAGAAAGAAAUUUUUGAGUAACCAAAGGUUAAGUGUGCAAAUCCGAUAUCUGAUGGUAAAAUAUUAUAUCCACUCUAUUCUUCUUUACAUGUCGAAGCCUUGACUGUUAAUGUUGACUUAAUGAGAAAGUUAGAAUAUUUUAAGAUGUGUUUUUUGGAGAAUGUUGAAAAUACCAUGGACCAAGCAUAUUAGUAACGAAAUGGUCUUGCACAGAAUGGGAAGAGAUAGAGAACUUUUGACCAACAUUAAAAAGAGAAAAACAACAUAUUUGGGGCAUAGAAAUUAUAAGUACGAGUUGUUGCAGCUGAUUAUGAAGGGUAACAUCAAAGGAAAAAAGUGUGCUGGUUGACGAUAAAAAUAUCCUGGCUGGAAAACAUCUGCAACUGGACCAGGUUAAAUAUACAGACCCUUUUAAGAAAAGCAGGAGAUACAGAUGAAUUUGCAAUGGUUAUAGCCAACCUUCAUUAGUAGAGAUAGCACUAGAAGAAGAAAAUUGCUAUAGUAUUUGAUGUGGAUCGUUUUUUGAACAUACCUAUGAUGUUGAAAAGAAGCUAUAUUUAACUUACCUCAGCUUAGUAGCUUAUUUUAAAUUAAUUACGUAAAUUACAUAUAUGACUCAACUAACUCUUCGUUAUUGAUAUUUUAUGGACUUUACGGUCUUUUAUCCUUGAUGUAUUAGCCACUGUUGUGACUGGCUGAUUGACACCUAGUCCAUGCCAUUAAAAAAUAAUCAUUUUGGAACGGUUUAAAUUGGUGUCCGAGUCAGAGCAGCAGUUAAAGCUAAAAAACAUUAUUAACUUUUUCACUAGACUAUUUUUUUUUCUUUUUUUACUUUUCUACUUGUUCACGAGACUUUGGUUGAGAUACAAGAUAUUGUUAACAAGAAUAUAUCAAAGUUAAUAUUUAGAGUUUAAUAAACUUACCGAUUUUAAUAUUUUAAAUUAUUGUAGGUGUUUUGUUUAAAGAAGACGGUCAAAUCCUUGUAACCAGUGAAUAUGCAGGUGUUGCAAGGACUUAUACUUUUAUUAUUGGUGGGAUCUUUAACUGCACUGCCUAAUUCACUUUCAGCAUCUGGGUUAAAUGGUGCUGUUGUGAGCAAUGCACCAGGAUGUGCACAAGUUGGAAGGGAUAUUUUAAAAAAAGGCAAAAAUGUGGUAGAUGCAGUCAUUGCCACCGCUUUUUGUGAAGGUGUCCGAAAUCCUACAACCAUUGGCGUAGGCGGAGGAUUCCUCGCUACCUAUUAUAACAAAGCCAAAAAUAAAGCGUACUCUAUUGAUUCGAGAGAAAGAGCACCUUAUGCAGCUACUGAAGAUAUGUUCGUUAGAAAUCAAUCUCUUGCUAUUAGAGGUGGUCUAUCUGUAGCAGUUCCUGGGGAAACUCGAGGAUACUGGAUACUAUACAACAAAUUUGGAGGUGGAGUUCCAUGGAGUUCCUUAGUAGAACCUACAAUUAAACUCUGCGAAGAAGGAAUUGAAAUGAACGAACUUACCUACAAUAACCUAAGAGAUCUUAUCGAUGUUGUCAGGGGUGAUCGUGGAUUAAGGGAAAUUUUUAUUAAUCCAGCUACGGACCAAGUUUAUAAGAAGGGAGAAAAAUAUAGAAGAGUGAAAUUUGCUCAAACAUUAAGAGUAAUUGCAAGAGAAGGUGGAAAUGCGCUGCAUGACGGAUCUCUUACUAAAAAUUUUGUCGCAGAUAUCAAAGCUAACGGUGGCAUUAUUACCGUAAAGGAUUUAGCUGAUUUCAAGGUGGAAUUCCUUAAUCCAAUUAAUACGACAUUCAGCGGAAAACAGAUAUAUUCUUUUCCCUUACCUGGAUCAGGGAUAAUAAUGACAUAUAUUUUAAAUAUACUAGAAAACUAUUUACCUCGCAAUGAUCAUUUUUCAGUGAAAACUUACCAUAGAAUAAUCGAAGCCCUAAAGUACGGUUAUGCUAUGAGAAGCGGGCUUGGAGACAAAGAUUUUGUUCCUGGACUGGAUGAUAUGGUGGCCAAGUUGUCUUCCAAACGUUUUGCCGCAGAGACCAGACAGAAAAUUACAGAUUUCAAAACAUUCAAUGACGCCACACACUAUGGUGCUACAUUCGAAUCAAUUCAAGAUCAUGGUACAGCUAACCUCUGUGUUUGGGGUCCAAAUGGUGAUGGUAUAGCUCUUACAACCAGUAUUAAUUAUAUCUUGGGAGCAGGAUUUGUUUCAGAAAGCACCGGCAUCAUACUCAAUGAUUCUAUGGAUGAUUUCUCAACACCGGGAUUGGUCAAUGAAUACGGUUAUCUUCCAUCUCCAUCAAAUUUCAUUCGUCCGGGAAAACGACCACAGUCCUCAAUGUGUCCGACAGUCAUAUUGGAUAAAAGAAACGACCUUUUCAUGAUCGUUGGCGGUGCCGGAGGAAGUAAAAUUAUUUCAAGUGUAACGCAGGUUAUACUCAAUCGCUUAUACUUUAACAUGGAUGUGGAAAGUGCAUCCGGUCUACAAAGGAUACAUCACCAACUUUUCCCAAUGACAUUGGAUAUGGAGGACGAUUGGGUACAUCAGAAUCCAGAAGUAGUAAGAGGUCUCCAAAGUAAAGGUCACAAUCUAACCAUCUCUUAUCCAGAUGGGUUUGUAGCAGUAACUACGAUAUCCUUAGAUAUGUAUAAAAGAAGUAUCGUUGGUGUAUAUGACAAAAGAAGAAGUGGUUCAGUUGCCUAUAUGUAGUUAGAAUACAAGUAAUUAAAUUAAAUGUAUGGGUUUGUA
Molecule: messenger RNA, 3745 nt
Organism: Diabrotica virgifera virgifera (western corn rootworm)
Lineage: Eukaryota; Metazoa; Arthropoda; Insecta; Coleoptera; Chrysomelidae
Product: scoloptoxin SSD14-like
Exons: 10
Coding region: 2012-3706 (564 amino acids)
Biological process (GO): glutathione catabolic process
Cellular component (GO): plasma membrane
Molecular function (GO): glutathione gamma-glutamate hydrolase
Source: RefSeq, a predicted model, not a curated record